Melopsittacus undulatus (budgerigar) is the source of this 3410-nucleotide messenger RNA. RefSeq names its product Sad1 and UNC84 domain containing 1 (gene SUN1). Bases 356 to 3067 code for a protein of 903 amino acids. The record is from RefSeq and is a predicted model, not a curated record. Gene Ontology annotation, cellular component: nuclear envelope; meiotic nuclear membrane microtubule tethering complex. The transcript is spliced from 23 exons. NCBI's taxonomy places the organism in Eukaryota, Metazoa, Chordata, Aves, Psittaciformes, Psittaculidae. Gene Ontology annotation, molecular function: protein-membrane adaptor activity.
GGGUGUGAGGGCCGGUCCCUGCAGGCACUGCCUGCGGGCGCUGGGUCCCGGUCUGCAUCCUGCUGGGGUAGCCGGGAAGGGGAGGCGUCGCGUUGGCGAGCGGGUUGGAAUUGCUGGGUCAAGCGUCGACCUCGGGGCCCAAAGCUGUUUGGGUCGGCUGGAAGAGAAACAAACGUCUGCUGUCUGCCCGCUAGGAUGCCUGUUGGCCUGGCUCUUUGGAGCGUUUUCUUGUCACAAGUCACUAUAACCUGCAGCUCUCCGCUCUGAUUUGAAAGACGCGAUAAGCUGUGCCGCAGUGCCUGCGCUCGCUGCAGCUGCUGGGCCGGAGCGUGAAGUAUGAUUUGAAACAGUCAACAUGGACUUUUCACGUCUACACACGUAUACUCCUCCCCAGUGUCUGCCAGAGAACACUGGCUAUACAUAUGCACUCAGUUCAAGUUAUUCUUCAGAUGCUUUGGACUUUGAGACAGAAAACCAAAUAGAUCCAGUAUUUGAUUCUCCAAGAAUGUCACGACGUAGUUUACGGUUAGCUUCUGCAACGCUUAAUGAAUUAGAUGAUGCACGAAACCGUAGCAUCCACGACAGCUCUUACUCUGCUGGAAAUAUGUCUUUCAGAGAGAAGACUUCCAAGGUGGUGAAGGAACGCAGAAGUGUGAAUAAACAGUCUGGCAACGAAAGAGUCACACCAAGGAAAAAUCUCCCCAGCUCUUCUGCAUUAAGCCAAAGCAGCUUCAAUAGCCAUGGCAGUGAUACAUUAAUGGUAUCUACUGUAUUGGAAGAAUCUUCAAUUCAAGAGCAGACAAAAGUUCAUCAUUUCUGGGGUCUUGAUGAUGAAGGCGACCCUAAAGGUAGUGGUACUACACUGCUUCAGGGACAUGGCGAUAUAGCAACAUCAGAAAUGCAGACCACAGUGAUUAAUGGCUAUACUUGCAAUGAGUGCAGCAUGCUUUCUGAACGGAAGGAAGUUCUUACAGCACACUCAGCUUCUCGUGUGCCAUCUUCAAGAAUUUACUCUAGGGAUAGGAGCCAGAAACAUAUAUCUAGAGGAACCUAUUUCUACAUGAGUAAGAUUCUCCGCUUGGUCAAACAUGUUACAGCAUCUUUUGCAUCACUGUUGGUGCAGCUAUUUCAAAUGGUUUUGCUGAAGCUGGGUUAUGAAUUCAGAGCUCACUCGGACUACUGUGGAAGCAUGAAUGUGAAGGGAUCUUACAGAGAAGACAGACAUCUUGGUGUAACUCAGGAAUCAAUAUGUGAUGACUGUAAGGGGAAGAAAAACCUUGAAACACACAUCACAGACCACAUGCAGUCCUCAUGGGCUAAAAGGGUAGCAAGGACCAUUUGGCACACCUUUUCUUAUGCAGGUUACCUUAUGCUUCAUGGGUUGCGGACGGUGGGAACAGCAGGAUGGCUUGUGUCUCAGAAGGUGUUGUCUCUACUUUGGCUGGCCAUUCUUUCUCCAGGGAUUGCAGCUUCUGGCAUAUUCAGGCUGCUUAGAACCGCAUGGUAUCAACUUGCUACCCUCAUGUCUUUGCUCAAGGUGUUUCUUCUUGGAAGAUGCUCUCCAAAGGCCUACAAGCUGUUCCUGCUCCUUAUCCCACUCUUGUUUCUCCUGGGUGUAUGGUUCUGGGGGUUUAAUGACUUCAUUUCAUUAUUACCUUCAUUGAACUGGACAAGACAUGAUAUGCUGCAGGGAAUACAUGAUCGUGUUCAUGAACGGCAGGAUGAUUCUAUUAGCUCUGUUCAACCUCCAAAGGAUACCAUAAGCGUCUUUGAUUCUGCUUACCUAAGUGAGCUGGAAAAGCAAAUGGCCUUUGUGUCUGACAAGUGCCAUCAGAAUGAUGAAGAAUACAGUAAAUUGAUGUUUCUGAUUCAUAAUCUUCAAGAUCAGGUUGCCCAGAUGAGCGACAAAAGUGAAACAUUGAAGUUAAUAAAAAAUGUGAUUGGUCAACAUCUUAAAGACAUGGAAGCAGAGAAAACGACUGACUUCCUGGCUUUACAUCAAGAACACGAGUUGCGCAUUCUGAAGCUGGAAGACCUUCUUGAAAAACUCUCAGCUGAAUCUAAGGGCAUCCAGAAGAACCUGGAGGUAGCCAAAGCAAGAGAGGAUGAUGCACAGAGUCAGAUUUUGGCCAGAGUUAAAGAGAUAGAACUAGAGUUGUCCCAGAUAAAAUCAGAAGUGUCAACUAUGGAAAGUGUGAAGAGGAGUUGUGGGAAAAUAGAUGCCAUUCACGAAAAAGUAGAUGCACAGGUUAAAGACUCUAUGAAGCUGAUGCUUUUUGGUGAUAGACAAGAAGACUUCCCUGAACCACUCCUCCAAUGGCUUACAUCCAAUUUUGUGAGUAAAAGUGAUCAUCAGACUGAGCUGCGGGAUCUGGAGUUGCGGAUCCUCAAGGAUAUUAAUCUCCAAAUGGCUGCUACAAAACAAAAACUAACACCUGAAGUCAUAACGAAUGCUGUGACCAACGCAGGGAUCUCUGGAAUCACAGAAGAGCAAGUACAGGUUAUUAUAAACAAUGCACUGAAACUCUACUCUCAAGACAGGACUGGCCUGGUGGAUUUUGCCUUGGAAUCUGGAGGUGGCAGCAUUCUGAGUACUCGCUGUUCUGAAACCUACGAUGCCAGAGCAGCAGUGGUUAGCCUGUUUGGAAUUCCUCUGUGGUAUGUCACCCAGUCUCCCAGAGCGGUGAUUCAGCCGGAUGUGUAUCCAGGAAACUGCUGGGCUUUCAAAGGAUCACAGGGGCAUCUUGUCAUCAGACUUUCAAUGAAGAUCUAUCCAACUGCCUUUACACUGGAACACAUACCAAAGACCCUUUCACCAACAGGAACUAUCACCAGUGCUCCUAGGAAAUUUUCAGUAUAUGGUCUAGAUGAUGAAUAUCAAGAAAGUGGCACACUUCUAGGAGCUUACGAGUAUGAUCAGGAAGGGGAACCACUGCAGAUGUUUCCAGUGAUGGAGAACGGUCAAAAUGCAUUCCAAAUAGUGGAGCUGAGAGUUCUUUCCAACUGGGGAAAUGAAGAGUAUACGUGCCUUUACAGAUUCCGAGUGCACGGGAAUGUUGCCCAGUGAUCUACACUACAGCUGGGGUUGGGGCUCUUGUAUGUUUUAUUCUCUAUUUUGUUUUUUUCACUUGAGCUAGAACCAGAACUCAUGGUUAAGUUACCAUUAAACCCAGGUGUUUUCAUGUUAUAGGUUAUAUAAGAUUUGAAUUCCCCUGUUUAAGUAGAGAUUAGGUAGGCGAUGUAGGAAUAUUUUGGAUAACACUAACUUAUUUUUAAAAAGAAAAAUAAGAUAGGAUUUUGUGCAAUGUAUUUUUGUAAAUGCUUUUCAACAUGUCCGUUGUUCUUUGCUGCUUCUAAACUGUGACAAGAUGCUAUCAAAAUGUUUAAAUAAAGAGUUUUAAUUUUUGCAA